AUGCUAUCUUGUGGGAAUAUUUCGAGAUAGCGAUGCAGAUUUGUGUCAUUUAUUUAUUAUGAAAUUAUUUCGAUUUUAUGACUUUCAAGGAUGGAACUACAUUCACCUAAGCUAGUGGUGAUUCAUUCUGGGGGGGAUUUCGUGGCCAUGGAGAAUUCCCCAUUGAUCAGAAAAGAUGACGAUCCACCUCCAUACUCCGUAGCAACUGCACCUCAAGCCAAUGUCUCGUGGCAACCACCACCUGGAUAUUAUCCAAGUCCUAGUGUACCUGUGCCGUCCUAUGGAACAACAACAACAACAACUGUCAUUGUACCGGAGAUUAUUCUCGUCGGGGCUUGUCCUGCUUGCAGAGUCGGAGUCCUCGAGGAUGAUUACACCUGCCUUGGUCUCUUCUGUGCAAUAUUCUUCUUUCCUCUGGGUAUUUUCUGCUGUUUACUCCUGAAAAAUCGACGCUGUUCAAACUGUGGCGCAUACUUCGGUUAAAUUGCCGUAAAUGAUCCAUAAAUAAUUAUAUUAAAGAAAAUGGCAUUCACCAUCAGCUGACAAAAAUCAAUACGAGUGCUCGUAUUGCAAAAUUCAGGUACUCGGUACUAAAACUGUCUUCUGUUUAUAUUAUUUUCUUUUUCGUCGAGAAGACAACUAGACUUCAAAAAAUAUCUGGACGAAAACAAUCAGUCAGUCAACACACGGUAGUUAUAUUUGUUAUCCUUUUAGAUAAAUCUUUUACCUCGAGUUAUUUGUUACAUUGGUUUACAAAGUUUAUAACAUUAUAUGGGAGUAAUCAUAAGGAAGUUGGAGAAUAUCAGGUGAUUAUCAUGGCUGCAGGGAAACAAUUAAAUUCCACAAUAACGUACGUCUAAUCAAAUGGCAUUAUCUUGGAACAUUUCAAGGUGAUGACUCAUUCAUGUAGAAAUACUCCAUAUGAUUAAAAUCGAAGCAGUCUUGCUGUCGGCGCAGUAACAUGCUUCAAUGAUUAAUUUGAUUAGCGUGGGAAUGACAAAGUGCAGCUACUGGUUUCCUUUUUUCAGCGAGGAGUUGAAUGAACGAAUGCUUUAGAAAAUUUAUACAUCAUUGGUAGACUGAGAACAAUUAUUGAAUAUGUACGAGGAGUGCGUAAUGAAUGUGAUAAUUUGCAUAAUCGAAAUGAGAUAAAUAUGAGCAUAAUAUAUCAUUAUGUAUAUGAAUAUAUAUUUUAUGGUCCAGUUAAUAAUAAUUUUUAAAAA
This is a messenger RNA of Fopius arisanus, 1223 nucleotides long. Its product is annotated as brain protein I3. The transcript is spliced from 4 exons. The coding region runs from base 91 to 483 and encodes 130 amino acids. Lineage: Eukaryota; Metazoa; Arthropoda; Insecta; Hymenoptera; Braconidae. The record is from RefSeq and is a predicted model, not a curated record.